Molecule: messenger RNA, 2094 nt
Organism: Zea mays
Lineage: Eukaryota; Viridiplantae; Streptophyta; Magnoliopsida; Poales; Poaceae
Exons: 8
Coding region: 1-2094 (697 amino acids)
Molecular function (GO): protein dimerization activity
Source: RefSeq, a predicted model, not a curated record
AUGACAUUGAGAGAGUCAUUGAGAGAAUAUGAUGAGGAGAGGGGCAUUGGUUGUUCUAGUGGUAGUAGGUCUGCAAGUUGUUCUGCUAAUCAACAAACUAGACUUGACAGGUUCUAUCGAAGUCCAAGUGUUUCACAGGGUCCUUUUGACAUAGAUCUGGCACAUAGUAGGGCACAAGCACAGCCUCGGGUGGACAUCAUGCUUAGGGGCGGUAGCAGAGAUAAGCUAGGAAAAGCAUUGGCGAAGUGGUUUCACGCCAAUGAUAUUCCAGGAAGAAAAGCAGAUUGUCCAUAUUUUCGAUCAGCCAUUAAAUUGGCACAAGAAUGUGGACAAGGGGUGCACAUCCCUACUGGAAAGGAAUUAGAUGGCAAAUUUUUGGAUAUGAACUAUGAAGAUAUGGAGGCUCAUAUGGCCAAAUUCAAGGAUGAUUGGAAGGAAUAUGGUGUUACUGUCAUGUGUGAUUCAUGGACAGGUCCUACCAUGAUGUGCAUUAUUAAUUUCAUGGUAUAUUGCAAUGGAAGGAUGUUUUUUCACAAGUCUAUAAAUGCAACUGGUCGUGUUCAAAAUGCAGAAUUUAUUUAUGAUUGUAUUAGAGAGGUGGUUGUUGAUGAGAUUGGGGUGAAGAAUGUCAUUCAAAUUGUUACAGAUAAUGGGUCCAACUAUAAGAAGAAUGCCACUAGGUUCGACACCGUCUUUAUCUUCCUUCAGAGUUUCUGGGAUAGACAAGAUAAGUUUAUGCAAUGGAUGGUGUCUGAUGAUUGGAAAAACAACGCAUGGAAAGAUGAAGCAGAUCAUGCAUUUACUUAUGAUUGUUUGUUAAAUAGAAGAUGGUGGAGUGACAUGGAAUUGGUGUUGAAUGCUGUCACACCAAUUUAUACUGUGCUUCGCUAUGCUGAUCAACAAAAAAAUGCAACUAUAGCUGGAUUUCUUCCAAAGAUGAUGACAGCCAUGGCUCAAAUACGUGGUAAUUUAAGUAAAGAGAAAGAUCUUCUCGAUAGAAUAAUUAGAGUGAUCAAGAAGAGACUAAAAUAUAUGCUUGAUGAUACUCUCAUUGUUGCAGCUGGUGCACUUGAUCCUAAAACAUUAUAUACGACUAAGCUUGCAAGAAAACCAUCUACUAGACAUGCAGUUACAUUGGCUCUUAAGAAGCUUGCAAGCUCAUCUAAGAUUGCAUCUGCUGCAAUUGAGCAAUAUGCUUUUUUCUGUGAAAAAAGAGGAUUAUUUGCAGGGGAGGAAGCCGAACGUUCAGCAACUAAUGGACGCAUGAGUGCAGCUGAAUGGUGGAGUGCAUAUGGAGGAGAGUACAAAGAACUACAAAUGCUUGCACGUCGGAUUGUUUCACAAUGUCUAUCCUCUAGUGGAUGCGAGCGAAACUGGAGCACAUUUGCAUUGGUCCAUACCAAGCUGAGAAAUCGUUUGGGUUAUGAGAAGCUCCACAAGUUGGUUUAUGUCCACUACAAUUUGAAAUUACGAAUCCAACAUUUCGAGAAUGACAUGCAAAGUCUUCAAGAAAUGCAAGUCUUCAAAGAUACUGAGUUAGAUCCAUAUAGUGUUAUGAUAGAUUGUGCUAUGUAUGAUGAAGGUAACCCAAUCAUGGAUUGGUUGUGCAACUCAAGGAGUGAGUCUACGCCUAUUCUUGAUGAGUAUGAUGACAAUGAUCUUGAAUCUCCAAUCCUAUCUAGAGUUCUCAUGGAUGAGUUUGGAAUGGAUUUUAAUACAAGAGAUGGUAAGAAGAAAAGAAAGGCAAGACUUGUGGAUAUUGAGGAAGAAAUGGAGGACGAUGUUGAGUCAGAUUCUUCAGAAGGUAGCCCAAUAAAUGUUGAAUUAUGUGAUAGCAGUUCAGAUGAUGGCACAGGUGAUGAGUUUGGUGACGAAUGGGAAUUUAGAGGACCUAGUGGUGGUGGAGCAUGUGAAGUUGGACCUAGUGGUGGUGGAGCAUGUGAAGUUGGAGCUAGUGGUGAUGGAUCAAGGGAUGGUGCUAUGCAUGAGCAAGCAGCUCCAAAUCCUCCACUUCGUCCAAGAUCAACACGGCUAAAGAAAGUCCCUGUGAAGGAACUUUAUAAGGUUAGACAAACAUCUGGUCUUUGUAUAUGA